AUGAAUCUGAGAAAUUCAAGAGUCCUGUUGCAUCAAACGCAUUUAGAAAAUAACUUUUCAGCAAAAUUAGAGGCGAAAUGGAUUGGACCGUACUUUAUCCAUGAAGUUUAUGAGAAAAGUAAUUAUAAGUUACGAACUCUCGAAGGAAAGUUAUUGAAGAAUUCAGUAUAUGGAAAUAGGCUUAAGAU
Messenger RNA from Funneliformis geosporum, 188 nucleotides. Lineage: Eukaryota; Fungi; Glomeromycota; Glomeromycetes; Glomerales; Glomeraceae. The record is from the annotation of a GenBank genome assembly.